AUGGCCACCCCCAGAGCUACAGCAGCCUGCACACGCACCUGCCCUGCCCUCUGCCACUGCAGCAGCACCGAGCAAGGGUGCUUGGUGAACUGCAAUCGUGCUGGCCUCAUGCAGGUGCCGGCCAACUUCCCAUGGGAGGCAGCUGCCAUCGACUUGGACCGCAAUGGCCUGCGCUUCCUGAGUGAACGGGCCUUUGGCAAGCUGCCAUCUCUACGCCACUUGUCGCUGAGCCACAACAACCUGACCUUCAUCACGCCUGGAGCCUUCAGGGGCCUACCGCACCUAGCUGAACUGCGGCUGGCACACAACAACGACCUGCGCUACCUGCACGCACGCACCUUCACUGCGCUGGGCCGCCUGCGUAGCCUCGACCUGGCUGCCUGCCGCCUCUUCAGCGUGCCCGAGCGCCUGCUGGCCGAGCUGCCGUCUCUACGUGAGCUCACUGCCUUCUACAACCUGUUCAGCCGCGUGCCAGGAGCUCUGCGUGGCCUGGCCAACCUGACUCACGUGCAGCUGGAGCAUGGCCGCAUUGAGGCAGUGGCGUCUGGUUCCCUGUUGGGCCUGCAACGCCUGCGCUCGCUCCAACUGCAUGGUAACCGGGUGCGCACUGUGCAUGGCAGUGCCUUCAGAGACUGCAGAGCCCUGGAGCACUUACUGCUCCAUGACAACCGGCUGUCUGAACUACCGCCAGACGCUUUCCAGGGCUUGCACAGCCUGCGCACUCUCAACUUGGGUGGCAAUGAGCUGAGCUUUGUGCAGCGGGCCUGGUUUGCAGAGUUAGCUGAGCUCGAACUGCUCUACCUGGACCGUAAUCGCAUCGCCUGGGUGGAGGAAGGUGCCUUCCAGAACCUCUCUGGCCUCCUGGCACUGCACCUCAAUGGCAACCAUCUGGCUGUACUCGAAGGAGCCGCCUUUCAGCCUGGCUUCUUUCUGGGCCGUCUCUUUCUCUUCCACAAUCCCUGGCACUGUGACUGCCACAUGGAGUGGCUGCAAGCCUGGCUGGAGAGCUCUGGUGGCAUGGCUGAUGUGACCUGCGCCUCCCCAGGCUCCGUGGCUGGCCUGGACCUCAAACAGGUGGCCUUUGAGCACUCCUCCAGCGGCCUUUGUGUAGAUCCUGUGGAGCUGAAUGGCACAACUGCACGCAUAGGCCUGUCCCCAGAGCCGACGGCCACCAGAGUCAGCAGCUUCAGCAGCCUCCUCUCUCAGCUCCUGGCGCCUCAGACUGUGGCAGCAGACACUAACACCACCAAACAGCUGGCCAAUGCCUCGCUGUGGCCCAGCCUUCCCUCCAAGGAAUCAAGAGGUUCUAGCCAAAACUCUGCGUGGCUUCUGGGCUCCAGUCUCCUGGUCAGCAUAGCCCAACAUGUGGGUUUCAUUUUGCACACACACUGA
Messenger RNA from Suncus etruscus (white-toothed pygmy shrew), 1392 nucleotides. It is a transcript of the gene NYX, whose product is annotated as nyctalopin. NCBI's taxonomy places the organism in Eukaryota, Metazoa, Chordata, Mammalia, Eulipotyphla, Soricidae. The record is from RefSeq and is a predicted model, not a curated record. Bases 1 to 1392 code for a protein of 463 amino acids. Gene Ontology annotation, molecular function: protein binding. The transcript has a single exon.